Molecule: messenger RNA, 11401 nt
Organism: Crotalus tigris (Tiger rattlesnake)
Lineage: Eukaryota; Metazoa; Chordata; Lepidosauria; Squamata; Viperidae
Gene: FOXP4
Product: forkhead box P4
Exons: 16
Coding region: 1-2022 (673 amino acids)
Biological process (GO): regulation of transcription by RNA polymerase II
Cellular component (GO): nucleus
Molecular function (GO): RNA polymerase II cis-regulatory region sequence-specific DNA binding; DNA-binding transcription repressor activity, RNA polymerase II-specific
Source: RefSeq, a predicted model, not a curated record
AUGAUGGUUGAAUCAGCCUCAGAGACAAUACGUUCUACUCCUUCCAGUCAAAAUGGUGUCAGCAGCCUAAACAAUCCGACUGAUGGAGGAGGAGGAGGUGGUGGUGGUGGUGGUGGAGGAGGAGGAUGUGGAAGAGAGGGAGGAGCCAGUGGAGAAACCAAUGGAGAAAUGAGCCCAGUGGAACUCCUCCAUUUUCAGCAGCAGCAGGCUCUUCAGGUGGCAAGGCAAUUCCUUCUGCAGCAGGCAACAGGGCUGACUUCUCCUACCAGCAAUGAAAAUAAGCAGCCAGCUGUUCAGGUUCCAGUGUCUGUGGCUAUGAUGUCUCCUCAGAUGAUCACACCCCAGCAGAUGCAACAGAUUCUGUCUCCACCUCAGCUUCAAGCUCUGCUGCAGCAGCAACAAGCAAUUAUGCUGCAACAGCUUCAGGAAUACUACAAGAAGCAGCAGGAACAGCUUCACCUACAGCUUCUGACUCAGCAACAAGCUGGAAAGCAGCAAGCCAAAGAGCAGCCAUUAGGGAAUAAGCAGCUGGCAUUCCAACAACAGCUCCUGCAGAUGCAGCAGCUGCAGCAGCAGCACCUGUUAAACCUCCAGCGACAAGGGUUGGUCAGUUUACAGCCGGGACAAGGCACCGUUCCUCUGCAGACCCUGCCACAAGCUGUGUGUCCCUCAGACCUUCAGCAGCUGUGGAAAGAGGUUACUGCUACUCAACCUGUAGAAGAAAGCAUCAAGCAAGAGGGACUUGACCUCAGCACCAACACCUCGAAUUCUACCUCGUUUUCGGCUGCCAAGGUCUCUCCUCCAAUUUCCCAUCACCCUCUCCCCAAUGGACAGAACGCCAUGCUCGCACAAAGGAGGGACAGCUCUUCUCAUGAGGAGACUCCUGGCUCACAUCCCCUGUAUGGACAUGGGGAGUGCAAAUGGCCUGGAUGUGAAACCCUCUGUGAGGACUUGGGACAGUUUAUCAAACACCUCAAUACAGAACAUGCACUUGAUGACCGGAGUACGGCUCAGUGUCGAGUUCAAAUGCAAGUGGUACAGCAGCUGGAAAUACAGCUAGCUAAAGAAAGUGAACGUCUCCAGGCAAUGAUGGCCCAUCUGCAUAUGAGACCUUCAGAGCCAAAACCCUUCAGUCAGCCUCUGAAUCUGGUUUCCAGCGCUACAAUGUCCAAAAGCACUUCUGAUACCUUUCCUGAUGGAUUACCUCAUCCCCCCACCUCUGCAACUGCACCCAUUACUCCAUUGCGACAGGGUCCUUCUGUUAUCAGCUCCUCCACUUUACACAAUGUAGGGCCUAUUCGCAGGAGAAACUCAGAGAAGUUCUGCACACCAAUUUCCUCAGAACUUGCACAGAAUCAUGAAUUUUACAAAAAUGCAGAUGUCCGCCCUCCCUUCACAUAUGCCUCACUUAUCCGACAGGCUAUCCUUGAGACGCCUGACAGGCAGCUAACAUUGAAUGAAAUCUACAAUUGGUUCACACGGAUGUUUGCCUACUUUAGGAGAAAUACAGCUACAUGGAAGAAUGCUGUACGCCACAACCUGAGCCUGCAUAAGUGCUUUGUGCGAGUGGAAAAUGUCAAGGGAGCAGUGUGGACAGUAGAUGAACAUGAGUACCAAAAGAGAAGGCCACCAAAGAUGACCGGGAGUCCAACUUUAGUGAAAAACAUGAUUUCUGGCCUUAGUUAUGGAGCACUUAAUGCCAGCUACCAGGCAGCUCUGGCUGAGAGCAACUUUCCUCUUCUGAAUAGUCCCACCAUGAUCAACACAAGCUCCACUAGUGGCAUGCUGCACAUAGGCCAUGAUGAUGUGAGCAGCACUGUAGAACAAGUCAACAGCAAUGGCAGCAAUAGCCCCCGGCUUUCACCACAGCAGUACAACCAUCAAGUGCAUGUGAAGGAAGAACCAGCUGAGACAGAAGAUGACAGCAGACCUGUUUCUCUCAUGGCAACUACCAAUCAGAAUGUGACGAUUCCUGAUGACAGAGACCUAGAGGAGGAACUGCCAGUGGAAGACUUGUCUUAAGGGCCCUUCAUCUUCAUAUAGGGCCCAUCAUUUCCCAGAGACAAAGCAAUGGCUCCCAUCUCCUCAAGGUGACCUUCAGCAUUACUUAGUUAAGGCACUUCUACAAAGCAAAAGGCUUUCCACGAGCCUACCCACUGCUGAAGGCACACACUUUUUUUCCCCUUUUACAUCCCAAUGACUCUUAAAAGACAUUCACAGAGGGGAUGUGGAAAAAAAACAAAAACCGGAGUUGAGCUUUUUCCUUUUCUUAUUUUUUUUUUAAAUUUUGUAAUUGGUAAACGAGGAUGGUAGGUUGUUUCUGUCCGAAGACUUCUUUGCUGCCUCCCCUCCCCAUACCCCCAUCUCAUGGGGAUAAAAAAGAAGCUGUCUUGUAUUGUCUGCUCUGUGUUUUGUCAUUUUCAACCCAUAUGCCUGGUUUCUACAAAUCAAGAUUUUGGAAGCAUCCAGUAUAUUAAGGGACAAUAUCAAAGCCAAAGGCUUCAGUGAAUGUCCCUUAUUUUCCCAUGGAAAGCAUUUUCAAUAGUUUGCCAGUAAUCCCACUGAGAACUUUGCACUAGGAGGAAUCUAUUCUCACUUUUUCUUACUUUCACACAUGCACUGUCUCCAUUUCUUACACACAUACAUCCUUGCCACUGUAACACCACUUCAGAGUACUGGAAUAGCAAUGGAAGCAAGACUUCUGCCAAGGUCCUAAUGUUGCAAUUUAUGUUCAUUUUCUGACUGGGCAAAAAAUGAAAAACUGACCUUACUUUGUUAAAUACAUUAUAGGAUAGCAAGGGGUUACUGCCACAUAUAAAACCACUUGGUUAUUCUUUUUUCCAACCUGUGUUUGCGUCUUUCCAAAUUCAAGAAGCAUUCUUCUAUCACCAGUCAUGAUUGACAGCCAGUCUUCAACUUACAAAGCUUUAUUCUGCACAAAAUCCAGGAAUGAAUGUCCAUUCCCUGCCAUGACAUAAUUUUAAACACUUUCAGAAGCCUAUAUAUGGGCAGCCAGCAGACAAGAUAAUGGUUGAGACUGAAUCAGGGGAAGACUUCUGCAAGAUGAAUCUUUUGCUUGCUUCUAUCAGCUGCCAUCCUGUUUCUUCCAUUCCAGCAAAUAUUGAAGCCAGAAAGCAUGACUCCUUGAUUGUUUAUGUGACCAAUGGGAAGGUUUAACAGAUGUAAAUACCGCUGAUUUGGCAAAGCUACCAACAUCUCAAGCACUUGGGGUAGGAAAGGGGGGAUAAGCUGAAAUUUAUGGCUGUGGGGAACAGACCAAAACUGGGUUGACCAAACAGAAUUCAAAGCAAUAUAUCUGUAUAAAUGUAAGAUAAGCAAUUCCCCACCUUUGUGACCAACCAGAACAAAGCUACAAAGGAGCACUCAGUUUCCUCUGACAUUCUCUAGUAGAAACAUAUCCUAUCUCGCAACUCUUGUGCUACUCAUUAGUUCUUAGCUGUAAGCCAAUGUGGGAAAAAAGAUGCUUCAAAACUAAUAACAAGAAUUAAAUGUGUCAGAUGAAUAGUGUUGACCCAAAGUUUCCCCUUACUUGAUUCUAUCAAUUGUCUGAUGCCUCACAUCAGAAUAUUUUUUUUUUAAAUCUAAAGAGCAUUUCGCAUGACAGAAAACAUCAGGUUUCCAAAGGCUACUUUGCUGUUCCCCCCAUGAAAGAACAACCCAAAUGCCCCUCAUUGAUUACUGAGACUGUGACAGUUGCUGAUUGAGAAACUGGUUUGCUUUCUGUAUGAUCAAGAAUCCAAUAUCUCAAGGAAGAUGGAUAUUAAUGUUUCUAAGGAAGUCUUUCCACAACAAACCAACACAUGCUUCCCUUUCCCAUCAGGAAAUCUCUGAAAUUUAUUUUCAGGCCUAAUUGGAAUAUAGGAGUUCCUCCCAUUAUUUUGGAGAAGAGCUGAUCCAGGCAAUUUGAUGUUUUCUGAAAUGACAGCUGUUCCUCUUCUAUACUCUGUAGUCCAUGAAGAAAAUAAAUCAUCACAGCUAUGUGUGAAUAGUCACAUUCAAUAUUGAUAAUUAUGCUAAAUGACCUCCCCAAACUAAGAUGCUCAAGAAUACUUCGUCAGCAUAUUUCUGAUUAAUUUAGGAUUGCUUUCUACUCUUCUGAUUUUCAUUGUUAAAUAAUGCUUUUUCAUUGCUCCAAACACUAUGCAGCUCAUGGCAGUUGAUAAUAUGUAACAUAAGUGUUUUUGACUUCGAAGGGGAAGAGAAAAGAGGGGGAUUGUAUUUUCCUUAUAUGCAGAAUUGCUCCAUUUGUCUCAAAUACAGUACAUUCUUAGUGUCCUUUUCCGCAGCUGGCCAACUAUGGUAACAGACCAUCUUUUUUAAAAAAAUGCUCUUAAUUCCCAAGAUUAUAAUAAAUCAGGUAGCACUUGAGCCUUUUUACCUAUCAGAAAAAGGAACAUUAUUCCUGAUCUGUCACAGAUUUCUGUUUGUACGUGAUUGGUGUCAAAUUUCUUAGCCCAAAUCAAAUUUUCUCUCUUUAAAAAAAAGAUGCAGGAUUAUUCUUUGCAACAACUCUAAAGCACUGGAUAAUCUCUAUUUGCUCAGUUUUUAAAAUAGAUCUAUCUCCUAGUUAGGGCUAUGGUGUGUCAUACUAGCAUUAAAAAAAAGGAAAGAAAUGGUAGCUGGCUGAUCUUGGCCAGUCUUCAUCUUUUUUCCAUGGUGGAGAAAAUGUCUUGACUUCAAACCUCAGAUCUGUUAAAAUUUGAAAAUGUUUAAUCUAACUCUUGGCAUUGUCCAUCUAACAAACAGUUUAUACUUCCUUUCUAAAAUUCCCCUUCUCCAAGAUUCUCAAUUUACUAAAUAUGUCAAAAUGAUUCAAACUGAUUUUAAAUCUAGGUAAAAUCAAGAACACCAAAAAUGAAAAAUAUUUUCCAUUUCUGAAUUAUGACUGCAAGAAAAUUUGUCAGGAUUUGAUUCCUAGAGCCUACAGUACAAGAACACCAAAAAUGAAAAAUAUUUUCCAUUUCUGAAUUAUGACUGCAAGAAAAUUUGUCAGGAUUUGAUUCCUAGAGCCUACAGUAUGGGGCUCUACUGAACAUGCAUUUUCCCCUACUUCGUUUCUUACUAUUUCUAACAGGCAAGCAAAAUUGUAAAGUUUGUUAUUUAGAUAAAAUUAAUUGCUCGGCCAACAGUGUCUAAGCUGCAGAAAACUGGAGAUGAUCAUGUUUAUGGGGUGUGAAUCAAAUUACAACAGCUUUUUUGAGCCUCCUUAGAGAACCAUCAACAAGUGGCUUCCUUUUCAAGGACCACAAAGACAGGCAAUAUAGGACUGCAAGCACUAAGAAUACCUCAACACUUUUAUUAUCCAUCUCUCGGGUCCCAGCUUUACCCCAGAAGCAGCUCAAGAAAAUGUAUCCUCCUUUUACUAAAAACACACCACACCUCAUUUUUUUCUUGGGACCUAUUUAAAUGUCUCCCUGGUGUCCUCUAUAGAAUGCUUUGCAAUUGGCUUAAUCAUUUACCAAAGACCUUGCUUAGUCAAGAAGCAUAAACCAAAACACUUAAUAUUUUUGUUUGUUUGGUGCUUUUAUUCUGACUUAUUCUAACUUUUGGCAUCAGCCAAAAAGGAAAAAAAAAAUCACAAAGAUCCUGCAUCCCCCUAGCCCUUUUGUCACUUUCUUUUGAUUUUAAGUUAUUAUUUAAAUCAAAGUUUACAGGUGCUGUUUUGUACAUUUCUGAUGAAGUUGUAUCGGGAGCAUGGAUUGCUGCUUUGUGUUUGAAGUUUCUUGAACCAAGGGUACGCUGUGAAGCCUAGGGUGAUUGGCAUUCCAUGGGUCUCUUCUGAACCUACUUCUAUCUUGCUGCUGGAGAUUUUCUUUUUCUUUUUUCUUUUUUUCUUUCUACAGGUCAGAACUGUCUUUAUUUCAUGUUAACUUUUCAACUGUUUUUUAUACACAUUGGAAUUUUUCUCUUGUUUUCCUCUUUUUUUUUCUUUUUAAUUUUCAAAGGGUUAAUUGCCCUAACCUCUUCUUCUUUUCCCAAAACUGAGAGCCUGGUAUUUUCUUUGAAGCACUGUUGGGUAACUUAAGUUUCUGAAAUACAGCAGAUUCAUUGUAACAUCUGAAACUUUGGACUGUUGAUCUACAAAUGCACUGUGCGAAUUAGAGAACGUUGCAGGUGUUGCUGAAGUCACAUCCUGUAAUUGUUUCCCAUAAAUAAGACCUCCUAGUUUAUAGUAAAGUCAUGCAUCAGAAAAACAAAUUAUGCAUAGUUUAUUCAUAAACAUAUGCAAGUUCUCUUUUCAUUGAUUUUUUUUUUUACUUUGAGUUGCAUUUUAAAAAAGCAGAUUCUUGCAACCUAAAAUGGUAAAUUCUGGAAUGUGUAAUGUUUAGACCCAACUCUCUGCACAUGCACUGAGGUGCUUUUUGGAACUUUGACUGCAUCACAAUUUGUAGUCCUCUAUUGUGUCAAAUUGCUUUGCAAAUAGUUUUAGAACUAAAUGGCUAUACUAUGGUGCUGUUGUAUUUGGUCUUUGGCUCCCUUUUCUGUCAAUCCUAGAAUUACAGCUGCAUUAUUAUAAGUUUGAUCUUCUCGAAGUUGCUACCAUCCUGAUUCACUGAUUUCAGUUUUUUCUCUUGCCUGAUCCUGGUACAAUACCAACCGUUUGUUGGACAUCUGCAGCUGGACCUGAGAUGCCCAGGAUAUACGUUUUCUGCCAGUAUUAAAGUGAUGUUUCCUGGUACUGUACAGUCAAGAGUUAAACUGUUAAACCAUCCCAACAUUGAGAAGAGAUUCUUUUUACAAAUAUAAUUGUCUCUGUUCAAACCAAAACAUUUGCCUUGCUGUUUGGGUUUGUUCAUCCAUACCCAUUUAAAGAGAGAGGCACGAGAAAAAGAAAGCAUGAUACCCUGGGGUUAAUAAGUGAACUACCCAUUGUAAAUUGAGAGCUAAAUAGUACUCAUAGACCUAGGGAGCACUUCAGAUUUCAAGGGGAAAAGGUGCUUUGGCACAUAUAAGGGAACUAAUGUAGUGUCUUGCUAGUAUAGCAACCCUAAGAAACAUAUUUUGAGUUUAAGGCAUUCCAGACAAGCUACCGUACAUUCCCACCUUUGUGAACUCCAAAGCAUAUUUUUGCCUUCAAAUCCAAAGCAUUGUACAGCCUAACUUGGCUGUCGUUGCAGUGUUGCGCAAUAUGUAUUUAGCAGUUAAAACUUUUCUAAUACUAUCUCAUUCCAGGUAACAGAAUGGGGAAAGGUCAUCUGGGGCUACAGAACAGGAAAAGUUACUGACAGACAGAAAGUUAGUCUUUAAGCCUUUCCCACUAUAUACUAAACAGUCGUUGGACAGAGUUUCCCCCCAAUGCAUAAUCAAGCAAUAUGCUACUAUCAUUGUUCUAAAGAAACACUCCAAGAAACAACAAUUCUUUGGUGGAUAUCUGUAAUCUAGGUUGGCUUUCUGAUAUAACCCCUGUUAGGGUAGCCUUCCAUUUUUUCUUGAGAAUCUUGACAAAGUUUGGGAUGUUUCCCUUUCAUCCUAUCCAUACUUCAUUAGGCAUUUACUAUCUCUCAGGGGAAAUGAUUUCAGCCCUUUACUGCUGCAUAAAGGCAAACAAUGCAGCCUCUAGAAUUCCAUUUUGCCCAGGAUGGAGCAACUCCAGAUUGUAUUUCAUGACUAAAAUAAUCCUGCCAGUUACAGCUCUUUCCUGCCUUCAUGUGACAGUAUUAAUAUAUGUAUAUCCUCAGAGGACUGGUGUUAAACUAGCCACGCCACAUGACAUAUCGCGACUCUUUUUGCAUUGCUGGCAAUGGGGUGGGCAUAGCUUCGAUGUGAUGAAACCGGCCCACAGGCUGGCGGUUUGACACCCUUGCCUCAGAGGAUAGCUUUAAAUGUAGCUCUCACAGGAUCUGUCUGUGGUUAACUAUGUCAGAUCAGCCUGCAAGAGGAAAGGAAGUCAUGUGACUAAAUAUUCUUUCAUCUCACAGCAACUUUCUUCCGUGCAGAAUUUUUUUUUAAAAAAAUGGAAAAUUUAGCCACAUGAUCUGCUACUUGAAGCCUGAAGUGAUUCAACUCAAAGACAGGUUUAUUCUUUGAGAAUCAAGUCAUUGUGUUAGUGAUUAUUGAAGGAAAGCGUUUUAGGUCUUGGAAGCUGUGACAAUAUUAAGUUCCUCAAACAAGUGGCCCUUUCCUUCUGAUGCUUUCCCCAUCUCUUUUUGUAGUGGAUGAGGUUUAAAAUAUUGGGUGUACUUUUUUCAAAUGUCUGCCUUAUGUGCCGAAACUAGGCUUCUAUUACCAACUUGUCAAUAUGAGAGGUAGAUAGGUAACUCUUACAGUUAGAUUGGCUUAGAAUCUAGGCCUGGUCCUAAAGGGAACCAGCACAUAUCUAAGAAUUGGAAAGUAAGUAAUGAGGCUUUGGAAUGAUGGAUUUUUCUUCAUAUUUGUGCCUGUGACUUAAAGCAAAAUUAUUGUAUAUCACCAUAGUUCUUGUUUUAUUUGGUGGUCCUAGCAUUCCCAACAAAGAUUACUUAGAAGUGUAAUUUCAUUUAUUCAAUAUUGUCAUACUGUCCCAGCAGGGGGAAAAAUUGCAAAAUAAUUUUUUUCAAAACUUACAAUGAAAUAAAUUGAGAAGCAGAUCCUAAAUCUAUUGACUUUCAGUUAAAGACUGUCUGCUGAUUACACUUGCAAUUAAUGAGGACUUGCAUUAUAUACAUUUGUCUUGAGAGCGUUGAGAAGCCUACAGGUGUUUGCACAGUUUAUAGGGCUUUAAAAGUAUUUUUCUAAUCCUGAUAUGUCUCUUAAAAGUACACUGAAGAAAGAAUGUAAUUCAGUAUCACUGAAUAAAUAUGCGGUUCCCUAAAGAUCUUCAGUUUGGGGUGAUUUUGUCCCCCAACAUCUUGGGAAUUUGAAAUUUCUCCCAGAUUGAACUGCUAAAGCUUUAGUUCCCAACAUCUGACAUCGCUGAUGCCAUUUUGUUUAAAUGUAUCAUUUGACCCUUUUUUUCUAAUUAUGACUUUGAGCAUUUGUGUCCUGAUGGAAUUCGAUUGCAUAUCAUCUAUAAGGUGGGUUGAUUUAUAUAAAAAAAAACCUUAAAUAGUGUGAGCAAAUCACAAGCAAAUGAUGACCAAUUGGUUCUGCCCUCUUCUUUGGUCAGUAUUUGUUCUGUUAUAAUAGCAUAAAUUCAGAUAAACUAAAAAAUAAAUAAAUAAAUGGCACCUAAGGAAUCCAAGAAGGGUGGGUGAGGAAGAAUGUUUAUUCUGUAUUAAGAGACUAUUUAAAUUUUAGCAAUAACAUCUGUCCUCCUGGUUUCCUUCCUAGCAAAAUCAAGCAGUUAAAUGAGAAGGAUAUGCCUAUUUGAGUAAGCAAGUUGAGUAGGUACUAAAGCCAUGAUUUCAUCUGCAAGAGUCUCUUCUAACAUUUUCAAACUCAUUGGUCCUUUAUUUAAAUUACAUUUCUCCUAUAAGGGUUUAAGGAAUUAGUUCUAAUUCUAUUUUUUUGUUUGUGAUCAGCAAAUUCAGUUCACUUUUUCACUUGAACGAUGUAUAUGCAAAUAUACAUGGACACAGUAAGAAAUAAACAAUGGCAUUUAUGUAACUGCUUCUACUUUGUCAAAUAUGCCCAUGUAUUAUUGUUCCAUGGGUCCUAUGGAAGAAUAGUAUUUAAAAUUUUGUGUUGGUGGCCUCAAGCUCUUGUGAUUUUAUUUUCCUUGCCCCUUAUUCCUGACUGCUGAAGCAACCCACUGGUGUGAGCCUUGAGGAGCCUCCUUUCUUUGGCACCUGAUACCAGUGCCACCCUUCCCAGACUCUUGCUUACAUUAGGUACAUCUAUUUUUGCACAUUUAUGUCCACCAAAUUAUUUCAUUCAAAACUGCAUAUAGUACUUAUUUUGGGGGGAUUUCUUUUUUGUCUUAAAAAAAUAUUUUAUUUUUGUUGUUACCUCAAAAUGGCUUUUAAAGGGGUAGUAUGGGAAAGACCAAACACAAUUUGUGGCAGGAUAGUAUAUGUAUAUAUUGAUAUAUAUGCUGGUUGAAAACCUACUAAAAUUAGAUUAUUGUCUGUUUAACUAUCCUGUGAUGAGACUAAUGCAGGGAAUAUUUAGGAAGGGUUUUUUUUUCCUUGUUCUGGAAUUUAGGAAGCCAUUCUUAUAUUUCUCUUUGACUUGACUUGGAUGCUGUUCCAGUUCCUUAUGUUGUUUUUGGCUUGUUUUCUCUCUUAAAUUAGUCAGUAGAAAUAGUGGAAGGAGAUAGAUGGUUGCUAAAAAAGAAACUGGGACAAUGAUAUAAUUUCCUUUCCCUCAUUGGUUCCUGAAGUUAGAAAAAUAGGAACAGAAUUUAAAAUACACAUUGUAUUAAACCAAAGGUGUCCGUAUUUCAGUUUUGUAUGUUUACAUAAUUUUAAUAUAGUUAUUUUUCAGGGUGAACGACAGAAAUCCUUCUCUGAAAAACCCCUAGGAUUUUGCCCUGUAUUAUCCAUAUUCUGAAUUCCUGGUUGCCCUGAGCCACAUAAAUGUGGAAAUGCUCCAUAAUUUCAGGGGAAUAUUUUGUUUGUUUUUCCAGAUUUAGAUUUAUUCCAAAGUGCUGAAGGUUUGUCAGUUUGGAGUCCUCUUGUUUUAUUUUAUUUUUUUAAAUAACCAUGCGGUUCUACUAUAGAAGUAAGAUUUGAAGACCCGCUGCUCUGCCCCUUCAUUUUGAUGGGAUGCUCUACGAAACAAUGUUUCUCUGGGCCCUCCCAAAGAGUUGAGGCUCUGCUUCACUUGGUGUUCUUGUCUUCCAAAUCUCUCACUGAAUCUCAGGUGGCAGGAAAACACCCAAGAACCAAUGACUGGUGACUCUAAAAUUGUAUCAGCGUGAGCAGUUCAGCAUGAGCCAGCGGGUCUCUGAUCUCACUGAAUGAAAAUGGGAGGUUAGCAUGUCUCCUGCAAUGAUCUGAUUUGUUCAUUUGUAAUAUUUUAUGUUGGCCCCAAGGGGCUUCUUCUAAUUAAAUCUUCUCUAUUGCGAAUAGGUAUCUUCUCCCUCAUACUAGUACCCAAUGUGUGGUGGGAAGGUGGGGAAACACUGACAUGUCAGCACUCUGCUAUCAUUUCCUUUUCCUGGCACUCAGGAAAAUAUAAGGAAAGAGGCGAGACAUGCAGUGACCUUUAAUAUUGUGGGUUUUUUCUUCCUCACAUUUGUUGGUUUGAUGUGAUCAUCCUUUUAGCAGGUGGCAAGUCAGUGUGAAGUGAAAGAUUACUGGGAAGGAUGUCUGUAAUCCUUUGAUCCAUCCUCCUCUUACUGCUUCACACUGCCGUAUAUCCAUGCUGUAUAAAGGAAAUAGCAUUGCUGUGUAUUUGUAUUCUGGACUUCUGUGUGUCUGCUCUGGCAGACGGUAAACCCUUGUACAGUAGAUCUAGCUGCAUGUAAUCUGUAUGGACAAUGGCAUUAUAAAAUGCAAUAAAAUUAAAUUACCUAUGA